UUGGUCAGCAGAGAAAAAGGGAUCCAGCGAGUAACGGGAGCAGAGCUGGCGUGGAAAUUAAAUGAAACUGGAUAAAAACCCAGCAGAAGGGAUAAGAAAGUCACUGAAAACAGGUCUGCUUGGAUCAGAUAAUCGAUGAAGAAGCCAACCAGGAUGAGGAUCUCUGCUUAAAACGUCCCCACUUCCUCUUCCCUCUGUCUGGACGGAGAAAACCCACUUUAGUUUUUUUUCCCCCGUUCCACAGCAGAAGCAUUGAGCUGGAGUCAUGGCGAACAUGUGCCCUUAUGGCCGUUUCACCCACGCCGUGGUGAGAGGCAUCCCAGAGACCUUUGGGAAAACAGCUGGAGAGGGCCGUGAGAACGGGGAGGUCACGGUGGACCAGGCCAAAGCCCAGCGUCAGUUCGGCUGCCUGACCGGGGCGCUGAGGCAGAAGGUGGGCCUCCAGCUGAUCGAAAUCCCCCCCGACCCCGAGCUGCCGGAGAGCUGGAGGGUGGAGGACGUGGCGGUGAUCCAGGGAGACACGGCGCUCAUCACCAGGCCGUUCAAGCAGCAGAGGCGCAGCGAGGCGGACGCAGUGAGGCGGGUGAUGUCAGAGCUCAACCUGACCGUGGUUGAGAUGGGCGACGAACAAGGCGACUCUGGCGGCGCCACGCUGGAGGGCAGCGACGUCCUGUUCACAGGGAGGGAGUUCUUCGUGGGGAUUUCCUCCCACACCAACCGUAGAGGAGCCGAGGUGCUGGCAGACACCUUCAGGGACUUUGCAGUGUCCACCGUCCCGGUCUGCGGCGGUGCCAGGCUCAAGAACUUCUGCUCCAUGGGCGGACCGGACACCAUCAUCAUCAGCAAUGGCGACGGCGCCAAGAAGACCCUCAGGAUGAUGGAGCAGCUGACCGAUCACCACUACGACGUUCUCACCGUCCCGGAGGAAACUGCGGCCAACUGCAUCUACGUUAAAGGCCCGUCCAAACGGGACUUCCUGCUGCACCGGCCCGCAGAGGAGUGUCCCGACAGCGUCUGCGCCUUCCAGAAGCUGCAGGACUACACCCUGCUGCCGACGGCCUGCAGCGAAGCGUCCAAGCUGGGAGCGUCUCUGUCCUCGCUCUGCCUGCUCAUCAACAGAAAGCACACGUAUUUCUGAGGACGCCGUCACAUAAUCACGCAGCUUUUUAUCCUGGUGGCUCAUUAGUCACGGCCCACAAAGUAAAAACAGUGUUCAAUAAUAAUAAUGGUUUCAGGACAGAGAUCUGUGGAGCAGCUGCUCCCCCUGCUGAAAGUCCAGCUGCAGUCAGAUCCUGUCAUUUCAUUUUACAGUACAAAGAAAAAUGCUACUUUUCUGCAGGUUUGGCACAAGAGAGAAGAAACCCAGAUGGUUUAGUGAUUUUUUUAUACAAGUAGUGUUAUAUUUUUAAUUGAGCACAAGAUCUAAACCACUAAAGUGAAUUAUAACUGUUCAGAGAUUAAUCUACAAGUUAAUUACAUUCAUUUUAAAAGGCUUGAAAUAAUAAAGUUUAAUUUUCUAAUCACUGUCCUUUAAGGUUCACCUGUAAGAACUGAAAUAACUCAUAUUUCAUUCAUUACAAAGUGUAGUUUUAGUUUAGGGAAAUACAGCGAGCUGCUCAACGAAGGAUGUUUUAGCUUCCUAGAAUAUUCAUUUGUAGUUGUGGAAAUAAAAUCUUAACUUUCA
This is a messenger RNA of Poeciliopsis prolifica (blackstripe livebearer), 1684 nucleotides long. RefSeq names its product dimethylarginine dimethylaminohydrolase 2 (gene ddah2). Gene Ontology annotation, molecular function: dimethylargininase activity; amino acid binding. The transcript is spliced from 6 exons. Gene Ontology annotation, biological process: positive regulation of nitric oxide biosynthetic process; arginine metabolic process. The coding region runs from base 266 to 1138 and encodes 290 amino acids. The record is from RefSeq and is a predicted model, not a curated record. Lineage: Eukaryota; Metazoa; Chordata; Actinopteri; Cyprinodontiformes; Poeciliidae.